Messenger RNA from Scophthalmus maximus (turbot), 2072 nucleotides. It is a transcript of the gene mmp25b, whose product is annotated as matrix metallopeptidase 25b. Gene Ontology annotation, molecular function: zinc ion binding; metalloendopeptidase activity. Lineage: Eukaryota; Metazoa; Chordata; Actinopteri; Pleuronectiformes; Scophthalmidae. The transcript is spliced from 11 exons. The coding region runs from base 158 to 1873 and encodes 571 amino acids. The record is from RefSeq and is a predicted model, not a curated record. Gene Ontology annotation, biological process: extracellular matrix organization; collagen catabolic process; proteolysis. Gene Ontology annotation, cellular component: extracellular matrix.
GGCCGAGUUCGUGGAUGAAGAGAGAGAGUGAACGAUCGGCUGCUGUCCUCUCGUGUACGAGGGAGGAGACAUCUGUAGGCGGGGGGAGCCGACCGAUCGAUCAGCCCAGCCUAGUCCCGGGAGAGUGGACAAUCAGAAGAGAAACAACGUGACAACGAUGGAGCUGGGUCUUAUGCUGUGGAUGUUCCUGACCCUAACGGGAAGCACACCAGCAGUGGGGGAACAGUACAGCAGAGCGGUGGAUUGGUUGAGCCGGUAUGGUUACCUCCCUCCUCCUGACCCAAGGACAAGUAAGCUGCAGACCAAGGAGGGGAUCGAAAAAGCUAUCAAGGUCAUGCAGAGAUUUGGGGGAGUCCAGGAAACCGGGGUGCUUGACAGCGAAACCAUCAAACUCAUGUCAACACCACGGUGCUCGCUUCCUGAUAUUGUUGGGAGUGAGGACAUGCUGAAAAGGAGGAGGAGGAGGAAAAGAUACGCUCUGUCGGGCCUUAAGUGGGAUAAGACAGACCUCACAUGGAGUAUCCACAGCUACCCAUCGCCCGUCCUCUCACCCAGGCUUCCUAAUGAUUUGGUGGAGAAUAUCCUGACUCACGCCUUCAAAGCCUGGAGUGACCAGGCCCCAUUUAGGUUCCGUCGGCUGCCGAGUGACAGCAGGGGGACUGCCGCCGGAGGGGACAUCAGAGUGUCUUUUUCCCGCUUGCUGCAUGAAGAUGGGUACCCGUUUGACGGGAAGGGUGGCACCCUGGCCCACGCCUUCUUCCCUGGCAAGGAUGAAGUGGCGGGUGACACACACUUUGAUGAUGAUGAGAGCUGGAGCUACGGAGGCGGCAGCAGCAGCAGCACAGACUUGUUCACAGUUGCAGUGCAUGAGUUUGGCCACGCGCUGGGCCUGUCCCAUUCCUCCGCCGACCCAUCCAUUAUGAGGCCAUACUACCAGGGUGCUGUGGAGGACAUUUCCAACUACCAGCUGCCCCUGGAUGACAGGCUGGCUAUCCAGCAGGUCUACGGUCGGAAGGAUGGUGGGCCACCAGGUGGUGUUGAUCCUGACCUCCCACACCUGCCCAGUCCACCUCCUCCAAAACCAACACAGCCUUCUGAGCCCUCCUUCCAUGAGCGCUGUCAGGGAGGUUUUGAUGCAGUGGCGAAUAUCAGGGGAGAAGUAUUCUUUUUUAAAGGUGCACAAUUCUGGAGAACUAAGCGAGACGGGUCUUUACUGUCCCUCAAUCCGGCUCAGAUAAUAAACUUCUGGAUCGGGCUGCCGCCAGGAACAAAGAGGGUUGACGCAGUGUAUGAGAGGAGAAGUGACAGCAGCAUCAUCUUCUUUAUAGGAUCUCAGUACUGGGUCUUCAAAGACACAAAUGUCAUGGAUGGUUAUCCUCGGCCCCUGUCUGAAUGGGGCAUGAAGACCAAGAAUGGGGUGUUGGUGGACAGGGUGGAUGCCGCCUUUAUCUGGGCCCAUAACGGCAAGACCUACCUGUUUAGCAGUGGGGAGUUUUGGAGGUUUGACGAGAGCCGUAAAGGUGAACAGUUGAACAGUAAGCCGGAUCCGGGCUACCCACGGGACAACAGCCUCUGGGCAGGAGUGCCCUCCGACAUGGAUGACAUAAUCAGCUGGGGAGAAGGGGAUGCCUACUUCUUCAAGGACAACCUCUACUGGGUAUUAAAGAACGGAGGACUGAACCAAGAUGGCGUCACUCCUAAAUCCAUCGCUGUGGACUGGCUCAGAUGUGCCGCUCCACCUUUAACUUCCACCAGUCCUCGAAUCCCGAAGGAGUGCAACUGUAACUUAAGGGGAUCAUCUUCAUUUCUAAGAAGCACCUGGGUCCUCUUGAUCUCUGUUUUAUUGGUGAUUAAUGAGUUUAUUAGAAAAUAGAAAUGUGAGUUUGUAAUUUUUUUAUGCUUGUAGGGGGAGGCUGCAGGGGGUUGUAAUACAAGUCUUCAAUCAAAUGGAAUUAAUUUUAAUAUGACUGAUGAUAUUUUAGUUUUUCUUGUUUUCAUGCUAUUAUAUUUUAUUUUCAGGGGUUUUCUUACAUGUUCAAAAGUAAAUACAGAAAGAUAAUAUUACACAUUAA